Pogonomyrmex barbatus (red harvester ant) is the source of this 981-nucleotide messenger RNA. RefSeq lists its product as uncharacterized. The record is from RefSeq and is a predicted model, not a curated record. NCBI's taxonomy places the organism in Eukaryota, Metazoa, Arthropoda, Insecta, Hymenoptera, Formicidae.
CCAGUGUUAGACCGCAAGAAGAGUUCUGUUGCAAAAAUCAGAGCAAAGUAGGACGAACGACAUUGAAAGUGAAAGUCGGUCGUAAUAUCGGUUGUAGAUGGAGAAGGAUGGUACACGACCUGUUUUUAAAUAGAUUAUGAGGUCGAUCCUACAUUCUCGCAUAUUCUCGUGUACGAAUAAAGAAUGCGGGAGCAGAGCCGAAUUAAUUAUAGAAAUUACAACAGCCGGAAAAAGUUCUAUAUACGCAUUUCAAUUAAAAAGGGACUCUAUUGUGAGUUGAAGUACUUUUGAGUCACUUUCAAUGUAAUAAUUGUCUAAAGAUAUUUUGCUUUCAAUCAGAAUUAAUUGAAGCUACUACGUUUCAUUUGCGAUUUCAAUUAAUUCGUUAGAUUUUAUUUUACUAAAAUAUGUUUAUAGAUAAAAAUAUUUUGCUUAUGUUGCUUUGUUAUUUGACAUUCAAACUCACGACGCGUUUUAAGAUUAUUGUACUGCAUAAACGUAUUUAUGUUCCAGGCUGAGUAUUUAUUUAAAAAGAAUCCCGAGGGAAAAAUGUUCGAGCCGGAUUAUACGGAAACAAUGAGUAUGCUUUUGGAUGCUAUCAGCCGGCAACAAAACGAUGUCCUUCCGACGGAGAAAUUGAAGGCUGAUGUAGCUCACUUCCUAAAGAAUGAAUGUACCACAAAAGAAACAGAAGAAAGCAAAAUGCAAGAUAUAGGUGAAAAGAUGAAGAUAAUAGAGUAUGAAGGAAUUGAUAAUUCUGAAAAGGAAGAAUUUAAUUUCGCUGGACGAAUGACCGAUGAAUCCGAAAAUGAAGCUUAAUAAAUUUGUUCUUGAAAUAGACAAGUGAUAAUAAAUUUUUUAAUACAUUUUUUAAAUAAAUAUUCAAUCUAGAUGUGUGACAAAAUCUAGCCUAAAUUAAAGACAAAAAUGCAAUUAUAUCUUAAACUUUCAUGAUAUUUUAGUAAUUGAUCUCAUGCUUAU